UUCCUUCUCUGGGGAUCCGGCUUUGCUGGCAGGAGAGCUGGAGGACUGAGGCUAGAGGUGGACCAGGGAAUGCCUGGAAGGGUAAAGAGCUGUGGAGCAGGAGAGAGGAGAGAAUAUCCACCAGGCCCUGCAAGAGGAGAUCUCUCUGGGUCCCCCUGCACAGAGCAAGGCCAGAAAGGAGGAGAGCAGGCUGGCCCCUUCUCUGCUCUUGAGGAGGGUUGCCAACUCUGGAUCUGGCUUCCAGAGGAGCUGGAGAGGAUCGGGUUUCCUUGCAGACCGGGAACAGAUUUAUCCCUUCCAGAUCUUUGCAGAUGAAAGAUCUGCUAAAGGCAUAGGAGCUGGUCAGACUGGAGUUUCUCCUGGUCAUUUGGCAACCCUGCAAAGGCACGGCUUUUUUUUUUCUUUUUCUGGCGAAACGUUGCAGAACAGAACGCUGGAACUUCUUUGUGGAAAUAAAAAGCAAAAAUAACCACUGAACAAUUACUCAAGGAUGAAAAUGGAGAAGUGUGACCUCCAAGGUCAAACAACAGGGGAAGGAUCAGAGACGGCAAGAAAAAUCCCUCACGUUUUCCAGCCUGAAAGCAUCAGAGAAUUCCUGGAAAGGACACCGGGAGAUCCAAUGCACCUACAAAUUGGAGAGGGAACCCUUUCCCUUCAGCACUGGGAAGCCCAGUGGCAGGAGUUCCUCAGGACAGUAGAAAACCCACACUGUGGAUGGGGAAUCCCGCACAUACCAGCUAAACCUUCCCCCUGGGAAGAUGCCAAGGCUUUCCUGGCCUCCUUUGAGCAAGUGGCCGAAGCCUGUCAGUGGCCCCAGGAAGAGUGGGUGACCCGACUCCUGCCAGCCCUCAGUGGAGAAGCCGAGAAGAUCUUUAAAGGGAUCGGUGUCAGAGACAGAGAGGAUUAUGGGAAGGUGAAGGCAGCCAUCUUGAGAGGUGAAGCCCUGAGCCGGGAGAAGCAGCGUGAAGAGUUCAGGCAUUUCUGCUACCAAGAGGACGAGGGUCCCCGAGGAGCUUAUAGCCGACUCAGAGAAAUGUGCCGUGGGUGGCUGAGAGUGGAUCAUCACAGCAAGGAGCAGAUCCUGGAGCUCUUGAUCCUGGAACAACUGCUGAGCAUCCUGCCUCUGGAGAUCCAGAGUCUGGUGAGGGAAAGCAGCCCCGAGAGCUGCUCCCAGGCAGUGGCCCUGGCUGAAGCGUUCCUCUCGAAGCAGGAAAAGCUGGUGCCCUUGGAGGAGGCUUCUGGAAGCAUCUCUCAAGGGGACCAGGAUGUGUGUGUGAGUGAGCAGAGGCAGCUGUGUGUGGAAACCAAGGAGGAGGAAGAGGAUGAUGAAGGUUCCCACCUACUUGGGAAUGCGUACAGUUUUGGAGAACAACAUCCGUUAUCAGAAAAAGCCAAGAAUGAAGAGCUGAACAGCAGCUUCGGGGAUCCAGAUGGACCACAGAGGCAGGAGGGCAGCCAAAUGCUGCAGAGGAGGGAUCUACACAUCCCUUGCCAAGGAAGGGACUUCCGGGCAUUCCCAGUCCAGCACGAAAAGCCAACCCAAAAGAGAAAGAACAGAUUCCUUAAUGGGCACGUGGGAAGCCACAAAGGGGAGAAGAUGAACAGAAACGUCAAGUUAGGGAAGAGCUUUGGGCAGACCCCAAGCAUUUCUAUGUCGCCAGCACCCCACGCAGGGGAGAUGCUGUACAGCUGCUUAGACUGCAGCAAAACUUUUAAGAUCAAGUCCAAUUUCGUGAAACAUCGGGCAAUGCACGCCAAGGUGAAGCCAUAUAGAUGUUCUGAGUGCGGAAAGAGCUUUGGACAGAGCGCAGGCCUGAUUUCACACAAGCGGGUUCACACGGGAGAGAAACCGUACCGGUGCUCAGAGUGCGGGAAAAGGUUCAGUCACAAGCUGAGCCUCGACAUCCACGAGCGAGUCCACAGGGGGGAGAGACCCUAUCAGUGCUCGGAAUGCAGCAAGAGCUUUUGCGACAAAUCGAAUCUGACGAAGCACAAGAGAAUCCACACGGGGGAGAAACCAUACCAGUGCUCGGAGUGCGGGAAGAGCUUCAAUCGGAGCACGGCCCUCACUUCUCAUCAGAGGAUCCACACUCAAGAGAAGCCCUACGAAUGCUCCACGUGCGGAAGGAGUUUCAGUCAGCGCACGACGCUUAUAUCGCACCAGAGAAUUCAUAUGCCGGAAAAUUCCCACACCGGUCUCCCAUUACAAUUAGGUCAUCAGAUUGAGUUCUGGCCUUCUGAGGUGCAGCGGGACGUGUCCUUUGAAGAGGUGGCUGUGUAUUUCAUCCUGCAGAGCCCAGCCCAGAGAGCUCUAUACAAGGAAGUCAUGCUGGAGAAUUUUCGGAAUGUGGCCUCUCCAGGCCCUCUGAUUGUCAAACCUGACCUCAUAGCCUGGCUGGAGGAGAAGGAAGAGCACAGUCUCCAGUCCUCUAAUGACAACGACGAAUUGGCAGGCAGCAGCAGAAAGACACUUCUGAUGCCUUCUCCACCUCCUUAUGGUGAAAGAGAGAGAUCCAUGAUGCAGCCAACACAGGGUCUGCUGUCCUUCGAAGAGGUGGCCGUGUAUUUCACCCCGGGGGAGUGGGCCCUGCUGAGCCUAGCCCAAAAAGCUCUCUACGAGGAAGUCAUGCUGGAAAAUUUUGGGAAUGUGGCCUUUCUUGCUGGAGCGGUGUGGGAGUCAGCAAACGAAAUGAAAGAGCAUGGAGUGACAGAGAAAGAAGAUACAUAUCCAGUUGGAAAAGAAGACAUUGAAUAUUGUAAUGCACAGAGAAAGGAAGAGGGGAAAGACCCACCGAGGAAUACUUCCUCUCUUUUAGAAGCUGAUGUCUCUUUUGAGGUUCCAGAAGUGUACAAAGGAGCCAACAGAAAUGAGUGCACUGGAAAUGAAGAAAGUGUUCCAGAAAAAUCUGUCGUUAAUAUUCAUUGGAAGAACCAUAGCAGAAAGAAAAUAUUUAAAUGCCUGCAAUGUGGAAAAGCCUUUCAGCAGACAGAAAACCUUACUUCCCAAAACAUAAUUGAUACCUCGGAGGAAAAAUGCAAUUGCCCAGAGAGUACAAAAAGGUUCAGUCAGAUUUCACAGCUUACUGUCUAUCAAAGAAGCCACACAGAAGAGAAGCCGUAUAAUUCUUUGGAGUGCGAAAAAAGCAGCCAUCAGAGUAGACAGCUUACGUCCCCUCACACAGUGGAAAAACCAUAUAAAAUCCAGGACUGUGGAAAAAGCAUUAGACCAAGUGGUCACACAAGGAAGAAUAGAUACAAAUGCCUGGUGUGUGGGAAAAGCUUCACUCACAGUACAAGCCUUACACUCCAUCAAAAAAUUCACACAGGAGAGAAACCAUAUAAAUGCCAGCUGUGUGGGAAAAGUUUCAGUUGUUGUAAUUACCUUACUUCUCAUCAAAUAAUUCAUACAGGGGAGAAACCAUAUAAAUGUCUGGAGUGUGGGGAAAGCUUCAGCCGGACUGGAAACCUUAGUUCCCAUAAAAGAAUUCACACUGGGGAGAAACCAUAUAAAUGCCUGGAGUGUGGAAAAAGCUUCGCUCACAGUACAAGCCUUACACUCCACCAAAUAAUCCACACAGGGGAGAAACCAUAUAAAUGUCUGGAGUGUGGGAAAAGCUUCAGCCGGACUGGAAACCUUAGUUCCCAUCAAAGAAUUCACACUGGGGAGAAACCAUAUAAAUGCCUGGAGUGUGGAAAAAGCUUCGCUCACAGUACAAGCCUUACACUCCACCAAAUAAUUCACACAGGGGAGAAACCAUAUAAAUGCCUGGAGUGUGGAAAAAGCUUCAGUCGGCCUGGAAACCUUAGUUCCCAUAGAAGAAUUCACACCGGAGAGAAAAGGUAUAAGUGCCUAGUGUGUGGGAAAAGCUUCACUCACAGUACAAGCCAUACAGUCCAUCAAAGAAUUCACACAGGAGAGAAACCAUAUAAAUGCCAGGAGUGUGGAAAAAGCUUCACUCACAGUGCAAGCCUUACUUUCCAUCAAAGAAUCCAUACAGGGGAGAAGUCAUAUAAAUGUUUGGAGUGUGGAAAAAGUUUUGCUUGGAGGGGAAACCUGACUUCCCAUAAAAUAAUUCACACUGGGGAGAAACCAUAUAAAUGCCAGACAUGUGGGAAAAGCUUUAGUCGCAGUGGCAACCUUACUCUCCAUCAAAGAAUUCACGCAGAGGAUAAGAGAUAUAAAUGUCUGGAGUGUGGAAAAAACUUCACUUACAGUAGAGACCUUCGUUCCCAUGAAAGAAUUCACACAGGUGAGAAACCAUAUAAAUGUCAAAGAUGUGGACGGAGUUUCCGUCAUAGUGGAUACCUGACUAUCCAUCAAAGAAUUCACACAGGGGAGAAACCAUUUAAAUGCCUGGAGUGUGGAAAAAGCUUCAGUAGCAGUAAUUACCUUACUGCCCAUCGAAAAAUUCACACAGGGGAGAAACCAUAUAAAUGCCAGGAGUGUGGACAAAGCUUCAGUCGCAAUGGCAACCUUACUCUCCAUCAGAUAACUCACACAGAGGAGAAGAGAUAUAAAUGCCUGGUUUGUGGGAAAAGCUUCUCUCGGAGUACAACCCUUACACUUCAUCAAAGAAUUCACACGGGAGAGAAACCGUAUAAAUGCCAGAAGUGUGGGGAAAGCUUCAUUUGCAGUGGAAACCUUACUUCCCAUCAAAGAAUUCACACAGGGGAGAAACCAUAUAAAUGUGAAGAAUGUGGACAAUGUUUCCGUCUUAGAGGAGUCCUGGCUGUUCAUCAACGAAUUCACACAGGGGAGAAACCAUAUCAAUGCCAGCAUUGUGGACAAAGCUUUGCUCGCAGUGGAUAUCUUGCCGUUCAUCAAAGAAUUCACACAGGGGAGAAACCAUAUAAAUGCCAGGAAUGUGGGAAAAGCUUCAGUUCCAGCAGCAACUUUACUCUACAUCAAAGAACUCACACAGAAGAGAAGAGAUAUAAAUGCCCUGAGUGUGGGAAAAGCUUCAGAUGGCCUGGAACCCUUAGCUCCCACCAUAAGAUUCACACGGGGGAGAAACCAUAUAAAUGCCAAGAGUGUGGACAAAGUUUCCGUCGUAGUGGAGACCUGACUGUCCAUCUAAGAAUUCACACAGGGGAAAAACCCUAUAAAUGCCUAGAGUGUGGGAAAAGCUUCAGUCGCAGUCAUCAUCUUACUUCCCAUCAAAGAACUCACACAGGGGAGUAUCCAUAUAAAUGCCUGGAGUGUGGGAAAAGCUUCAGUCGCAGUAAUUACCUUAUUUCCCAUCAAAGAAUUCACACUGGGGAAUCCACAUAAAUGCCUGAAAUAGGGGGAAAGCUUCCAUCACAACUUACUUUCCAUCAAAGAACUCAUUCAGGAGAGAAACCAUAAAAAUGCUAAACCAGGGGUGUGUGACCUAAUAUGCAGAGGAGUUCCUGCUACAAAAAAAGCCCUGCUGGUUGCCACUUUGGGAUCAGGAACCAAUUUUCUCCAGGCCAGUUGGCUGGGGAUCCCAGAGGGUUUUGGGGGUUUUUGGUCGUAUUUUAGGCAUGGAGCAAGUGUUGCUGGGUAUGUGUGGUAAUGGAGGUACUUGUGAACUUUCUGCAUUGUGCAAGGGGUUGGACUAGAUGGCCUAUGUGUAUGCCCAUGUAGUGUCCAUAAUCUGUGCAGGUGCAACAGUUCAUCGUGAAGUACAGGGCUGCCUCUAGUCCAGACAGUUCAUUAAUGUAGCAGAUGUAACAGGAAAUGUAUUACUCUGAAGUGACUAGUUUAGCUUCAUAACAUUGCUUUUAGAAGUUAAUGAGCAUUAUGAAGAUUUGUUCCAG
This is a messenger RNA of Heteronotia binoei (common prickly gecko), 5781 nucleotides long. Its product is annotated as zinc finger protein 91-like. Gene Ontology annotation, biological process: regulation of DNA-templated transcription. The transcript is spliced from 9 exons. Lineage: Eukaryota; Metazoa; Chordata; Lepidosauria; Squamata; Gekkonidae. The coding region runs from base 491 to 5272 and encodes 1593 amino acids. The record is from RefSeq and is a predicted model, not a curated record.